Guyanagaster necrorhizus is the source of this 1709-nucleotide messenger RNA. Its product is annotated as squalene epoxidase-like protein. Gene Ontology annotation, cellular component: endoplasmic reticulum; membrane. Gene Ontology annotation, biological process: ergosterol biosynthetic process. NCBI's taxonomy places the organism in Eukaryota, Fungi, Basidiomycota, Agaricomycetes, Agaricales, Physalacriaceae. The record is from RefSeq and is a predicted model, not a curated record. The coding region runs from base 6 to 1556 and encodes 516 amino acids. Gene Ontology annotation, molecular function: squalene monooxygenase activity; flavin adenine dinucleotide binding. The transcript is spliced from 5 exons.
CUGUCAUGUGGAAAACUCACUAUGACAUUAUCAUCGUCGGCGCCGGCGUCGUUGGCUGCACGCUUGCCCAUGCCUUAUCCACCAUUCGACGCGAAAAACCUUUUCGUAUUGCCUUACUCGAACGCUCCCUUGCAGAACCCGACCGGAUUGUCGGUGAACUGCUGCAACCUGGAGGUGUCGGCUGCAUAAAAAACCUCGGUUUGGAGGCCUGCUUUGAUGGUAUCGAUGCCGUUCCGGUGAAGGGUUACUGUGUCGUCGACAAUGGCAAGACCGUCCAUAUCCCAUACCCCGACGGCCACGAGGGACGUUCUUUCCACCAUGGCAAGUUUAUCAUGAAACUUCGGGAGGCUGCGAAGAAGGCGGAGGGUGUCGAGGUCAUAGAGGCGACGGUCACAGACCUGAUUGAGGCCAACUUUAACAAGCAAGUUAUCGGCGUACGGGCAACGAGGAAGGAUGGGCUGACUACGGGAGGCGAAGCUGACAAGGAGUCCUUUUUUGCUGACCUCGUCGUCAUUGCCGAUGGUUGCUUCUCCAACUUUAGAGGAGCUGUGAUGGGCGACCGACUCUGUAAGCCUGUAACGAAGAGCCAUUUCGUUGGUCUCGUGCUCGAGGAUGCUGUGUUGCCGAUACCCAACCAUGGUACCGUUGUGCUCGUGAAGGGUUACGGUCCGGUGCUACUUUACCGCAUUGGUGAUCGCGAUACUCGACUGCUUGUCGACGUCAAGGCCCCCAUACCCGCCGACCUUGAGUCCCAUAUAACCAAAAACAUCCUUCCCCAACUCCCCUCAUCUGUUCAUAAUUCUGUUCGUGACGCGCUCAAGAAGAACCGUCUUCGUCGUAUGCCCAAUUCUUUCUUGCCUUCAGUUCUACAAGGCACUUCUAUGCCUGUGGCAAAGGAGGGCGUAUUUCUCGUGGGUGAUGCGUGGAACAUGCGCCAUCCUCUGACUGGCGGUGGAAUGACAGUAGCGUUCAACGACGUUGUCAUUCUUCGGAAUUUGCUAACGCGUGUCAGCAAGCUGGAUGAUUGGAGAGCUGUACGCGCAGUACUGCGCAAGUGGCAUUGGCAGCGAAAACUGGUCUCGUCAACUGUCAACAUCUUGAGCGUAGCAUUAUAUGACCUUUUCGGUGCUGAUGAUGAAGAACUUGCAGUUCUUCGUACGGGUUGCUUCAAGUACUUUGAACGAGGCGGUGAAUGCCUAAGGGGCCCCGUCUCCCUCUUAUCCGCCAUCUGCCCUUCACCCGUAUUACUGUUUAAUCACUUCUUCUCGGUCGCCUUCUACUCGAUUCGGGUCAUGUUCACACAUCCACGUCCUAUCCAGGGCCAAGCAGACCAAAAACUGAAAUCUAUUGCCCCGCAAUUUGACGAGUACCCGAUGUUAUUUUUCAAAAGCCUCCGGGUGUUUUGGACAGCAUGUGUUGUCUUUGGUCCACUGCUGUGGUCAGAAAUCCGAUGGUGGUCACCCGAUGAUGCCAAGGCGCGACAGAGAGCCCAAGUAGUUGGACUCGGGAUUCCUUUACUUGUUGCUGCGCUGGCGAUGAUAGCUUUGCAGUCAUGAAUAGAGGCCUGUCUGGCUUUGUAAAAUGGAGAGACCAGGAGAUUAUACCACCUUACUUACUAUUAGAUCUUUAUUACACAUGAUAAGCACUUUUCGGAUGUAUGAUACCGAGAGAGAACAGGUGGCUGGAUAAACUGGAGACUUCAAAUUAAG